AAGAAGAGAAACAGCGCCUAGCCGUCACCAUGGCGACGUCUCCGCGUCAAAGCGCCGUUUUUCCGCCUAAAUCCGCAGUUUUUCUGUAUUUAUCCGCUUCGAACAAAAUAAAAACGGUUAUUUUUUUCAGAGUUAGCGUGAGAAUAAGCGAUGGUUUAGUUCUAGUGAGAAGAAACUCAGAGCUUCAUUCCGGCUAACCUCAGAGGUUCUCCUCCAUCUUUCCUCUCCUGUUGGCCUCCAGGAAGCUCCGGGUUCUGCUGUUGGAUCUUUCCGCCCUCAGUGAGGAACCAGCAGCUCCUGCAGACAUGGAGCAGUACAGCAUUUUGGGUCGGAUUGGAGAAGGAGCUCAUGGGAUCGUUUUCAAGGCCAAACACAGAGAGACAGGAGAGACCGUGGCUCUGAAGAAAGUGGCUCUGAGGAGGCUGGAGGACGGCAUCCCCAACCAGGCUCUGAGGGAGAUCAAGGCUCUGCAGGAGAUUGAGGACAACCAGUAUGUGGUGAAGCUUAAAGACUUCUUUCCUCACGGCACCGGCUUUGUUCUGGUCUUCGACUUCAUGCUGUCUGACCUCUCUGAGGUCAUCAGGAACUACCAGCGACCUCUGACCCCGGCGCAGGUGAAGGGGUACAUGAUGAUGCUGCUGAAGGGCGUGGCCUUCCUGCAUAGCAACAACAUCAUGCAUCGGGACCUGAAGCCCGCCAACCUCCUCAUCAGUUCCUCAGGUCACCUGAAGGUGGCAGACUUUGGUCUGGCUCGGCUCUUCAGUCAUCAGGGGGAAAGGCUUUACAGCCACCAGGUAGCCACCAGGUGGUACCGCGCACCAGAGCUGCUGUACGGAGCUCGGAAAUAUGACGAGGGCGUCGACCUGUGGGCUGUGGGCUGCAUCUUUGGAGAGCUGCUGAACUCAUCUCCUCUGUUCCCUGGAGAAAACGACAUUGAACAGCUCUGCUGCGUCCUCAGAGUGCUGGGAACGCCGACGCGGGACAGCUGGCCUGAAAUAGUGGAGUUGCCGGAUUACAACAAAAUCACCUUUAAGGACAAUCCAGCAAUCCCAUUGGAGGAGAUCGUCCCGGACACGCCCCCCCAGGCCAUCCACCUGCUCUACAGGUUCCUGGUUUAUCCGUCCAAACAGCGCUGCUCCGCCAGACAGGCUCUGGUCCAUCCAUACUUCUUCUCCUUUCCUCUUCCUGUUCACCACCCGGAGCUGCCCAUCCCUCAGAGGGGGGGCUGCCCCCCCCGCCAGCGCCUGCAGGCUCCGCCCUCUGACUUCGCCGUAGACCUGCCCAUGGAGAACAGCGUGGUGGUCCCGGCGCUGCUGCGGCCGCACGCCUCCUGCCUCUGAAAGACCCGACCCGUUGGACUGGUGGGGGUGGGGGGAGGGGGGGGGGUGAUCCGGAUCACAUGGACCGGACCGAUGUGAACUGAACUAAGAUGCUGCCGAGCGGAACCGGACUGAUGGGACGGUUUCUUUAAUCCACAUCCGGCUCUGUUCCAGGCAGCUGCUUUGUGGUGUGUGUGACU
This is a messenger RNA of Cyprinodon tularosa, 1519 nucleotides long. It is a transcript of the gene cdk20, whose product is annotated as cyclin-dependent kinase 20. Gene Ontology annotation, biological process: protein phosphorylation. Gene Ontology annotation, cellular component: nucleus. Bases 306 to 1340 code for a protein of 344 amino acids. Lineage: Eukaryota; Metazoa; Chordata; Actinopteri; Cyprinodontiformes; Cyprinodontidae. The record is from RefSeq and is a predicted model, not a curated record. Gene Ontology annotation, molecular function: cyclin-dependent protein serine/threonine kinase activity; ATP binding. The transcript is spliced from 8 exons.